Malania oleifera is the source of this 2640-nucleotide messenger RNA. RefSeq names its product inactive receptor-like serine/threonine-protein kinase At2g40270. Gene Ontology annotation, biological process: protein phosphorylation. NCBI's taxonomy places the organism in Eukaryota, Viridiplantae, Streptophyta, Magnoliopsida, Santalales, Ximeniaceae. The record is from RefSeq and is a predicted model, not a curated record. Gene Ontology annotation, molecular function: ATP binding; protein binding; protein kinase activity. Bases 201 to 2339 code for a protein of 712 amino acids. The transcript is spliced from 9 exons.
AGAAUAAAGGAAACCCGAAACCCGACGUUGCCGAAUCGCCGCAGACCGAAACGCAAAUAAAAUCGCUAUUUUUAUCGGUCGUUUCCUUAUUGUUUUGCUUAUUUUUCGGUGUUCGGUUUGUACAAAAUUCAAAUUACAGAGCUUUCUCUGAGUCUCAGCAACAGCCAACAGACAGCCACCAAGCUAUCUCUCUCUCUGGAAUGGGCGGGCGGCGGGGAUUUGAUCGGGUCAUGCUUCGAGCGGCGGUGGUAACGGCGGCGCUGGUGUGUAUCCAGAAUCUGAGCGUUUGCUGGUGUCUCAACAGAGAAGGGCUGGCAUUGAUAAAGUUUCGGGAGAGAGUGGUGAGAGAUCCGUACGGUGCUCUCUCGAACUGGAACGAUCAUGAGGGAGAGAUGGACCCCUGUUCGUGGUUCGGCGUCGAGUGCUCCGACGGAAAAGUGGUGAUCCUGAACUUGAGAGAUCUUUGUCUUGGAGGAACACUGGCACCUGAACUUGGGAAUCUGUCUUAUGUAAAAUCCAUUAUUUUGCGUAACAAUUCCUUCUCUGGAAAUGUUCCUAAAGAGAUUGGAGAAUUGAAGGAGCUGGAGGAGUUAGAUUUGGGAUAUAAUAACUUCAGCGGGCCAUUUCCACCCGACUUUGGCAAUAAUAUGUCCCUCACGAUCCUUUUACUAGACAACAACAAAUUCCUGGGCAGCAUAUCUCCUGAACUUUAUGAGCUUAAGAUGCUUUCUGAACUUCAGGUAGACCAAAAGCGGCUAUCUAAUGCUGAUUUAGAGGCAACUUGCCACAGAAGAUCCAUACACUGGAAUGUUGGCCUAAACCCACCCAACGCCAGGAGGCUGCUGCUGAUGGUGGAUGCCCCAAACCCACACUAUGCCAGAAGUCAAAGCUAUACAGGGAAUUCUGAGUUAUCUUCUUCACCUUCUUUAUCUUCUUCAUCAUCGUCGUCAUGGUUUGCCACCUCAAUGUUACCUCCAGAUGCACCAUUAUCAUCAAUAUCAUUUCCCCCAUUAACAUCUCCAUCAUCUUUCCCAGAGUCUCCAUCUAGCUCGCCAUUUGGGGAUCCCACUCAAAACUUUUUGAUACCUUCCCCAUCACCUGAGUCAGGUACAGCUUCACCAACUCCAGCAAAUCCACCCAUUGUUGUUCAUGCACAACCCCCAUCCCAUUCUGCCCCAGCACCAUCACGUUCUGCCUCAAUGCCUUCCCCUGCUUUGACUCCAAAAAAAAUGGUAGAUACAGGUUCCAAGUUUAAGCAUCGAACGGUUUUAGCUUUGUGUGGUGUACUAGGGGCUUCUAUGGUAAUAUUUGUUUCAGCCAUUGGCAUUAUGUUUUGUCGAAGCAGUAAGGUGGUUACUGUCAAACCUUGGGCCACAGGAUUAAGUGGGCAGCUGCAGAAAGCAUUUGUGUCAGGGGUACCAAAGCUCAAGCGAUUCGAACUAGAAACAGCUUGUGAAGACUUCAGUAAUAUAAUUGGUUCUUUGUCCAAUGUCAGAGUGUACAAAGGGACUCUUUCGAGUGGAGUUGAAAUAGCAGUAACAUCCAGUGCAUUGACAAAUCCUGAAGACUGGACAAAGAAUUUAAAAGCCCAAUUCAGAGAAGAGAUUGACACGCUGUCAAGGCUGAGCCACAAGAAUUUUGUGAAUCUUAUUGGGUAUUGUGAAGAAGAAGAGCCUUUUACAAGAAUGAUGGUGUUUGAGUAUGCUCCAAACGGAACGCUGUGUGAGCAUUUACAUGCAGUAAAAGAAGCAGAGCACCUGGACUGGGCAAUGAGGCUGCGUAUAGCUAUGGGCACAGCAUACUGCCUCGAUUAUAUGCAUCAGCUCACCCCACCCAUAUUUCAUAGGAACCUCCAAUCUUCCUCUGUAUAUCUGACUGAGGACUAUGCAGCCAAAGUUUCAGACUUCAGUUUCUGGAAUAAGGUAACUGCAGCCAAGAAAGGAUCAGCUGCCACAGAGCUCUUAGAUACGCCAGCAGCAGAUCCAGAAGGCAACAUCUACAGAUUUGGGGUAAUUUUAUUGGAGAUGGUGACGGGAAGGCUAGCCUACUCAGUAGGAAGUGGCUCUCUCACAGACUGGGCAUGUGACUAUCUGAAUGGGAAUAAACCCUCAAGAGAAAUGGUGGAUCCAACUCUGAAGUCUAUCAAAGAGGAUGAACUGGAGAAACUGCUUCAAGUGGUAAAAAUUUGUAUCCACCCUGACCCGGAACAGAGGCCAACAAUGAGGGAGGUCACCGCCAAAUUGAGAGAGAUCACUGAUAUGGAACCUGACGGAGCAACUCCAAAAUUAUCUCCUCUUUGGUGGGCAGAGGUUGAGAUCAUGUCUUCAGAAGCAAGUUAAGAGUUGCAAUCAAUUCCUCAAGUAUGAAGUUUUUUUUUUAAUGAUUUUUGCCCCCUUUCUUUUGUUUUUCUGCUAUUGUUCACAGAAGCAGUGGUGUAGAGUAGGUACUGCUGGUUAAGGUAUAUGAGACUAUGAGUGAUAUUUGUAUAUAGAAGGGAAGAGCUGUUUGACAUUGUUUGCUUGCCACAAGCUAUACGAGUGAUAUUUGUGUAUGGAAAGGGAAGAGCUGUUUGAUAUUGUUUGGUUAUCACCUUGUAAAGAAACCAUACUCUUAAAUUAAUAAAAACAUGCUUUGUGGAAA